Chaetura pelagica (chimney swift) is the source of this 1971-nucleotide messenger RNA. RefSeq names its product mirror-image polydactyly 1 (gene MIPOL1). The record is from RefSeq and is a predicted model, not a curated record. Lineage: Eukaryota; Metazoa; Chordata; Aves; Apodiformes; Apodidae. The coding region runs from base 1 to 1500 and encodes 499 amino acids. The transcript is spliced from 13 exons.
AUGAUCGUGAUGAUCAAUUCUCAUACAAAGUAUUCGGUGUUCCCUCACAACUCCAGUCCCGCACUGUCAAUGGCAGCUGUCAUUAUGGGGGACAAAGACUGGCUCAAUGCCAUUCCAGGGGGUGGUGGGAACUGGUCUCUUGUUCCACCAGAGGCAGGCUCUGAAGUCUUUGUGCAAAAACUGAACUCAGUGCCAGAUCAAACAAGUUCAGAAGAACAAAUGGAGAACUGGGCAAAAGAACUCACAGUGGAACAGAAAAAAGAAGACAUCUAUGAUGAGUUUCAGUUUCAUCAGAAUUUUCAAAAAUCCCAAGAAUUUUUCAUCCAAGCAGAAGCUGAAGCACUGAAACUUUCAAAUUUGCCAAUAAGCAGUCAAAGAGAAGAAGCACCAAAAUAUUAUAAUUCCAGACCUGAAGAAUCAAGCACCUUAGAAAGAAAGACUAACAGGAUGGUCCCUGAAUUUAUAUCCUCAUGGGAAGAUGCUGCAGAUGUAGAUGGGAAAACAGAAACUGCGUUCCUUUUGAAAGAACUGGACACUCUGAGGGCCAAAAAUAAAAAGCUUCAAGAUAAGCUGUCUGAAAAGGACAAGGAGCUGAAGACAAUAAAACUGGACUUAGAACUGCAAGAGAGAGCGACAGAAGCAAAGAUUGCAGAGAAGAUUGCAGCCCUAGUGGAAGAAGUUUAUUCUGCUCAACGGGAACGUGAUGCAGCUGUCAUGGCAAGGCUUAGGUUAGCCAAUGAAGAGAGAGAUGAAGCAUUUCUACGCGUCCAGCGUUUAGAAGAGUCUCUCAAAGAGCUAGAAAAUAUUAACCCUGAAGAAAAUGACAUGACAUUACAGGAAUUACUGAACAGAAUAAACAAUGCAGACACAGGGAUAGAUAUACUGAAGAAUGGAGCUAUAAUUCUGAAUCGAAUACACAGGACCAAAGAACGUAAAAAGAAAAUAAUAGCUGAAGAAAUGAACGCAGUAAUAGAACAACGGGAUGCUGCUCUGUCUCAAUGCAAACGGCUGGAGCAGGAGCUUCAUCAUCUGAAAGAGCAGAACCAGACUUCAGCAAACAACACGAGACAUCUGACUGCUGAAAACAAUCAAGAACGUGCUCUGAAGGCAGAGUUGAUAGGCUUGCAACAAGAAAAAGAGGCUGCUCUUCAACAGUGCAAAAAAUUAGAAGAAGAUAUCCAGACAUUGCGUGUUUAUUACAGCUUAUACAAAUCUUUGUCUGAAGGAAGGAAUCUGAAGGACCAACUUAACUGUACUUAUGCUACUUCUGAAGGUGGACUGCAAAGCAGGGGGGAUGUUGUGACCCUUACCUAUUGCCAGAUUGAAGAUCUGGCAGCUCAGCUGCAGCAAGCUCGGUCAGAGCAGAAGGACACAGAGCUGAAGCUCCAGAAAGCCCUGGAGGCUUCACGGGAGGCCAAUGAAAAAGUUCACAAGUUGGAAAGGCUGGUGGACGUCCUGAGGAAGAAGGUUGGAGCAGGGACCAUUAGGACCGUGAUCUGAUUGAAAGCUCUAGUCUAAGGAAGCAUUCACAUCUGGUGACCAGGCUGCUUCAUUCAGCACUGUGUAAACACUAAAGCCUUAACUUAGCAAACAGUUGUUAGAAGUGGGACACUCCAGCGACAUUCCAAGCUGAGAUAAAAUCAAAUCAUAAAUGUUUAACUACUUUGCUGCUGAGUUCUGUGAUUUGUUGAAAUGUUUCACUGCAAACAUGUAUUUGUUUUUAAGCAGAUGCAUUGUGGCACUGUGUACUGUGAAAAAUGAUGUAGAUGCUUAUUUUAACAGCCUCUCCUCUCGGGGUUACCAGACUGUAGUCUGCUGCAAGGCACAGCUUGAUCAUGUUUUCAAACACUGCAGGCUUCAGGUGCAAAAUCCUGCAAAGAAGUUUCAAAAUUUAAAUCCCUUAUAUUUUUUUCUGAGGCUGCAAGCAGUCUGGUAUUUGUAUGUUAAAUAUAUUAAUUGGUAAAGUAGGUU